Pelobates fuscus (common spadefoot toad) is the source of this 3274-nucleotide messenger RNA. RefSeq names its product peroxisomal biogenesis factor 7 (gene PEX7). Bases 129 to 1100 code for a protein of 323 amino acids. NCBI's taxonomy places the organism in Eukaryota, Metazoa, Chordata, Amphibia, Anura, Pelobatidae. Gene Ontology annotation, cellular component: peroxisomal matrix; cytosol. Gene Ontology annotation, biological process: protein import into peroxisome matrix. The transcript is spliced from 10 exons. The record is from RefSeq and is a predicted model, not a curated record. Gene Ontology annotation, molecular function: protein binding.
CACAGGGUUCUGUCAGAGUAGCCGGUGUUGACGGCUCGGGCACGUCAUUUCCCCAAAACCAAGCAGCAUUUCCCUGCAUUGGGCCCCAGUUGCCUGACUCCCAGACAGGUUGAUAUGCCCUGGUUGCUAUGGCAGCAGGAGGUGGCAUUACCCGGGCUAUCCGGAUCCCUGGCAGGCACGGCUAUGCAGUGGAGUUCUCUCCGUACAUCCCAUCUCGCUUGGCAUGUGCAGCCUCACAGAACUAUGGCAUCUCAGGUUGUGGAACUCUGAUUGUUUUAGAACAAAAUGACGCUGGACUUGUUAUUAUUAAAAGCUUUGAUUGGACUGAUGCUUUGUAUGAUGUGACAUGGAGUGAAGUGAGUGAAAAUAUCCUGGUAACGUCAAGUGGAGAUGGAAGUCUUCAAUUAUGGGACACUUCAAAGCCCCAGGGUCCACUGCAGAUCUUUAAAGAACACACACAAGAGGUCUACACAGUUGAUUGGAGUCAGACGCGAGGAGAGCAGUUGUUGGUAUCUGGCUCCUGGGAUCAUACUGCUAAGCUGUGGGAUCCCUCUGUUGCAAAGGCUCUGUGCACUUUCACUGGUCAUGAAAACAUCAUCUACAGUACAAUAUGGUCUCCACAUAUACCUGGCUGCUUUGCUUCUGCCUCAGGUGACCAGACAUUGAGGAUAUGGGAUGUCAAAUCGCCUGUGUCCAAAAUAGUUAUACCAGCCCACCAAGCAGAGGUUCUAACAUGUGAUUGGUGCAAAUAUGACCAGAACUUACUUGUGACUGGAGCAGUUGACUGCAGUUUGAGGGGUUGGGACUUGCGCGCUGUACGUCAGCCAGUCUUUGACCUCCAUGAUCAUACCUAUGCUAUUCGACGGGUGAAGUUUUCACCAUUUCACGCAAGCAUCUUGGCGUCAUGCUCCUAUGACUUUACUGUGAGAUUGUGGGAUUUCUCCAAGCCUUCUGUGCUGCUUGACAAGAUAGAACACCAUACGGAGUUUACUUGUGGCCUUGAUUUUAGCAUUCUUCUACCUGGCCAGGUGGCAGACUGCUCAUGGGAUGAGACUGUGAAAAUAUAUUCCCCUUCUUGUCUUUCACUACCUCCAUCCUAGCCAUCUUCCCGAUUCAUCAGUACAAAGGAGAAAAUGGGAAAUGUCUUUGCAGUUAAAUAAAAAUCAUUAUUACGUUCUGACCUUUUUUGACAUCACUGAUUUGUUUAAAUUUGAUUAUUGAUGAUGGGAAAAAAAAUAACAGUAUAGACAGAACAGAAUGCAAUAAAAAAAAAUGACAUCAAAUUCAUACAAACUGUAUAUGAUGUAGAUCAGUGUUCAGUCCUGUAAAAUAAACACAAAUGCAUGUGCAACUGUGGGAAUGAACUUAAAAGACACGUGUACUCAUGCUGUGAAUUCAUUUUAUUCAUAUAGUGCACAAGCAUAGAUAGUUAUUUUAAAAUUAUACUGCCUCUCUUAAAAACAUUGCAUAUACUAAGAGGAGAAAAUGACAAAAGAUGUUUAUGAAUACAGUGUUUGUGUAAAAAAAAAAUCUUUUUAGAUGCUUUUAUAUACCUUGCAAGUGUCCAUCUUUGGCGACUAAAUCACUCUGGUCCCCAUUUCUAUGCUAGUGCCUUUGGUUUAGUAAGCAGAGGGGAUGGGGGAGACUAAUCCACUGCCAGUAAACCAGGUGGGGAUGAGAUCCCCCCAGUCACGAUGAUGCAGCUUUUUAAAAUCAAAUAUUUAUUUUACUGUUAUAGAAAGAUGAGGAUAAUAAAAUAUAUUUUAAAGGAGUUAACAGAAGUUGUAAAACAAUUGCAUUUCAACAAAAACAAAUACAAAAUAUCAUAUCAUAUACACAAAUCUGAAAUUUACAUUUUUUUGUUGUUGCAUAUUUCUAUAAAUUAAAAGGUAAGAUUGGGUAGCUUAUUUAGGACGAUUUCCUCCCUUUCUGCUAGUAGCCUCCACAGUGAUGGUGUAUCAUAUUGCAUUGACACAUGCCAUGUAGCCAUGGAUUACCUUAGUACAGAUUUCUUAUGCAUUUUCCCAAUUUUCUUUAGUUCCUACGAUGGAGCUAAUCAUGUAGGAUGUGGAUGACUGUAUGAAGAUGCAGCAGCAAUAAUAGCAAGAACUUUUGUUCAAGCUACAGCAAAUGUGGUUUUGCAUAUAAAUAACGGUGCCAUCUCCAAGCAUGAUCUAUUUAGUCAUAGUUUACCACUGUGUCUGUAUGUUUUGUGUAAAGAUCUUAAGAUAGGCUUUAAAAUCACAACAAAAUAGGGCAUAUUUGCAACUUUUUGUUCUUACAUUUCUGACUAUCAUUUAUCAUUUGAAUAUAUAAAAUAUACAGUAUAGAUAAUGGUAAAUACAACAUGGCAGAAAACUGUAAUGUAAGAAACUAUUUUUUAUAUAAUCUGCUAUAAAUGAACUAAUUAAUAAUUAUGGAAUUUUCCUAUUCUGCCAUAGUUUUCACACAGGGACUUUUCUGGCAGCAACCUUUUCAUACAUAUGCACAGACUCUAAUUGUGUUAUAAUUGCACCACUUUUCAUAAGGAAACUCUUGUUUAUAUUAACUAUAUUAUUAACCCUGUGCCUAACUUUCUGUGACUUGCUCAGUCCCGUUGGACUAAUAUUCGUGGGGAAAAGGAAUGCCCCAUGGUUGCACACAUUGAAAGACACACCUAUAGCAAAGCUGCUUAUUUUGAUCAAUUAAGAUGUGUAGAGGUAUGUUAUCUUAUGACAUCACUUGAUGACUUGUACCACGUGAGUUAUCAUUUGAAAGAGGGAUGGAAAAGAAGGUUUAAUAGACCUUCAGAGAAAUAUUUAAGAGGUUGGAGCAUAACUUGUUUAUAUUGAAUAUCAGUCUAUGUAGAAGCAAUGCCAAGGUAUAAGAAUAAUGUUUACAUUUUGUGGAUUUUUAGUAAGUGAGCAGGUAGGACAUGCCUUUAAACUGCAAUGUUGUGUUUUAAACCCUAAUAAACGAAGUAUUCAUAAAUAGCUGUAUUAAUGUGUGCCUUUUUUUUGGGGUGGGUGUUUAAUAUGAUGAUGGACAGAAAAUGUAAUUCAUUUUAAUGAGCUACUUCCUCUGACCUUUUAUUCUUUGUACAUUUAUUUUACCAGUUAUAAAGAUAGACUGGCAUUUUGACAGACAUUAUACUGUAUUUUGUAGUAUAAUUGUAAUGAUAUCAGAAUAUGCUUGAUUAACCUAAAUUCUAUUAAUAUGAUUAGGCUUUUAUAUUACUUUGGCAUAUUUACGGGACCUAAUUGUGAGUCAGAAUUUCAAAGUUAAGUAGAUAGUG